CAUCGUCCGAUCCAACUCCCAAGGUCCAGCACCAUGUCUCCAGACUGCCGAUGUCUCGCCGUCCACAAGGAAGCGGAAAACAGGAACCCUGUACAAAAAAAGGAGACAGGAGGGGGACCGACCAAAAUCCUACAUAUAGAUCCUCUGCAUCCCCCCCUCAAUGGCCUUCUUCUCUUCUCCAUCACACUCUCUUUCUCUCUCUUUCACACUUCUACUUGUCCUUCCUUAAUCAUACCCGGUUGAUCCAGGUUCCACUCUUUAUCUUCACCAUGCAUUUCCUCCAGAACACCAUCGUGGCCGCCACCAUGGGCGCCGCGCUGGUCGCUGCUGCUCCUCUCGAGCUCGAGAAGCGCUCCUGCACCUUCACCUCGGCCUCCGCCGCCAAGUCCGGCAAGUCCUCUUGCUCCACCAUUACCCUCGACAACAUCGCUGUCCCCGCCGGUGAGACCCUCGACCUGACUGGUCUCAAGAAGGGAACCACCGUCAUCUUCGAGGGUGAGACCACCUUCGGCUACAAGGAAUGGAAGGGUCCCCUGAUUUCCAUGUCCGGUACCGACAUCACCGUCAAGCAGGCCUCCGGUGCCAAGAUCAACUGCGACGGUUCCCGCUGGUGGGACAGCAAGGGCAGCAACGGUGGCAAGACCAAGCCCAAGUUCUUCAAGGCCCACAAGCUCGACGAGUCCAGCAUCACCGGCCUGAAGAUCUACAACACCCCCGUCCAGGGCUUCAGCAUCCAGUCUGACCACCUGACCAUCACCGAUGUGACCAUCGACAACUCCGCCGGUACCAGCAAGGGCCACAACACCGAUGCCUUCGACAUUGGUUCCAGUACCUACAUCACCAUCGACGGUGCCACCGUCUACAACCAGGAUGACUGCCUUGCCAUCAACUCCGGUGAGCACAUCACCUUCACCAACGGCUACUGCUCCGGUGGCCACGGUCUCUCCAUCGGCUCCAUCGGCGGCCGCAGCGACAACACCGUCAACACCGUGACCAUCUCCAACUCCCAGGUCGUCAACUCCCAGAACGGUGUCCGCAUCAAGACCGUCUACGACGCAUCCGGCACGGUUGAGAACGUCAAGUUCGAGGACAUCACCCUCUCCGGCAUCAGCAAGUACGGUAUCGUCGUUGAGCAGGACUACGAGAACGGCAGCCCCACCGGCACCCCCACCAACGGUGUCAAGGUUGACGGCAUCACCUUCGAGAAGGUCACUGGUACCGUCAAGAGCUCCGCCACCGACAUCUACAUCCUUUGCGGCUCCGGCAGCUGCUCGGACUGGACCUGGAGCGGUGUCAACGUCACCGGCGGCAAGAAGAGCUCCAAGUGCAAGAACGUCCCCUCGGGUGCUUCUUGCAGUGACUAAACGGUCACUCAGGCUAGUGAUGCAAAGCUUCGGGUUGGUGUUGCAUGGGGGUUAUCAUUCUGUCCUCUGACCUUGUGUCGGAAAUUUUGUAUUAGUGCUUAAUUACCUAGAUUACUUAGAGUGUCUUGGGAGUAAUAGACGAUUGGCGCCUGAUGUCCAGGCCACCAGA
Molecule: messenger RNA, 1533 nt
Organism: Aspergillus sclerotioniger CBS 115572
Lineage: Eukaryota; Fungi; Ascomycota; Eurotiomycetes; Eurotiales; Aspergillaceae
Product: glycoside hydrolase family 28 protein
Exons: 1
Coding region: 270-1364 (364 amino acids)
Biological process (GO): pectin catabolic process
Cellular component (GO): extracellular region
Molecular function (GO): polygalacturonase activity
Source: RefSeq, a predicted model, not a curated record